UAACGUAACGUAACGUAACGUAACGUAACGUAACGUAACACGACGUAAUAAACAAGAACCCUUAUUCUCGUCUCCUUUUUUUUAGGAUGAUAAAAAUAGCGAGUCGUUGCGCUUUAUAUAUUAUACACUUCGAAUAUAUGAAUAUACGAGUAACAUUACGUACAGAAAGCAAGUACAGAAAUGCAGGCAUCUUGUCGUUAAAUUGUAAGAUAUUGUGUUCAAGCUCCAGAAUGUAUUCUGAUCCCCAUCCUCAGACUACUAUAUAUUAAAUAUAUUGUGCACUAUGCUCCAACUUGUCCAUACGAAUAAAUACAUUGAAAAAUCUCUCUAUACGAUAUCUCCUCGAUCGUAAUUAGCGGCUUGUGGACGGUGCGUGUUCAUCCGAUGAAUUGCGAGUAAUCGAAUUUCCCGCGUGUUUUUGCCAUAUUCAAAAAUAUCAACGUUCGAUUCGAACCGAUUCGAGAACCCGUAAUGGCGGGAAAGAAAGUGUGCAUCAGCUGUGCAAGCUCGUUGAAUAGUUUUGAGUUUAUUGCUUGCGUUAAAUUCGUGAUUGUCGCAAAUGAUUCUGUAUGAUUUUUAUACGUUUGUACAUAUAUCGAAGAGAUAUCUUCGGGUAUGAAUUGCAAUUGUAGGUUAAGUAUUAUAACCUAAAUGUUUGUUUACGAUUGAACCAGCAUUGAAAUUUCUGUAUGUAAAUACGUGACGAGGUAUGAAUUUGUUUCUUGCAUGUAUUUCAUGUAAGAAAGAUCGUAAAAUUGUGUCGUGUAACGAUUUAUUUUAUACAAGGAUAUUUUUCAUGUAAAAUGGAUGAAAUCGAGUAUAAGUUACAAUCAACGAAUCCUGUUUUGAUAUCGCACUGUUUCUUCUUACAGGCGAUAUCAAAACUUUUCGAUGCCAUCAAGAAAAAGAGACAGAAUCAAGCAGACGAUAAAAUUACACAAAUAUCUGAAUUUAAAUUACUGUCGACGAAACGAGAUAGCGUAGACGUCGCGGUCAGCAUACCUGCUUGUCAAGCUCUCGUCGCAUUAGUCGAGGAUGGGUUGUGGAACAUCAAUGAGGCAUUGUCCACUUUCGUAUCCAGCCUGUCUUCGAUUAAAAAUUACACAGCUGCUACUACGGCUAUUGGUCAUUUGUUGAUCAUGGAUCUGAAGAAUAAGAAGGAAAACAAUGCUAUAUAUCCGUUCACGCUUCAUGCGCCACAACAUCCUUUCAUAAUAAUAUUGAAUCAAGAUAAAUAUAGCUGGCAAACAGUGUUAAAUCAAAUAUCGUACAUUAUGAGUCAUCAUGAUUCACGAGUCCGAAAAAACAGUGUAGAAAUGUUACGUCCUGUGUUUUUGCAUAUUUUAUGUAAUCCUUUUUCAAAUCCACUGGACUGCUGCGUACAACCAUUUUGGCAAUUGUUGAUUAAAUCAGAUCACGGCAUGUGUUUGCAAACCGAAGUAUUACUUUGGUUGUACAUUGCUGAAAUCCAUUCUUGUAUAAAUACAAAUUAUAGAAUUUUAGAAUUCGCUGAGAAAGUAUCGCGAGAGAAAAAUAAAGAAUAUUGUACAGCAUUGGCCCCUGUGCUAGCAUCUUUAUCUCUGCAAUUACUAAAACACGGAUCAGAUCCGAGACCGAAUUUUAUCAUGUUAUUUGUGAUUAUAGAUCAGUGCGAUACUUGCAUAGGGAAUCUCAUGUUAAUAUUAAUGUCAGAAAUAAUAACAUUAUGUCCAACUGUUUACUUAUAUAGUGUUUUGCAAAUAUGUACAACAAUAACAAAGAAAAUGUAUUGCACGGAUAUAUUUCUGAAUACUUUGGUAGCGUCGAUCUUAAAGUGGAUGGCCUAUCCGUCACUAUUAUGUUCCGAUGCGUUAGAUAUGGCAACAGAUUUAUUGAAAGAAAUAUUUAUCCAACGAUCUCCGGCUCAUAACGAGACGAUGGUUAUGAGUAAGAUCUUUGAAGCGUUCACCCAUUUCGAACCCUGUCUUCAGUUCCACGUGGAGAUCGUUCGUUGUCUGAAUACGUGGGAACCGAAUGAUAUUGUGCUCUGGUUGAAACGUAUGUCGCAAGUACCAAUCGACUUAAAGAAUAAAUGUAAACUUUUAUUGGCUGGUCUCCUCAUACAAACGAACAGUUCAGAGAUCGCUGAGCUGAGUUGUAACAUACUCGUCGAUGUUUGCAGAGAAGUGAAAAGUUUUCAAUCGCAUCUAUUAUCUCUGGUAUUACAUAAACUGACCAAGUCUAAAACCAGCACAGAAUUAAAGUACCUGCUACUCGUCGUACCUGAGCUUGCAACCGUUAAAGAAAACAUUCCAAUCAUCACUUAUACGUUGGACACGCUGUUACUCGGUGACAGACAGUUAAAAUGUUUCGCCAUCGAAUUGUAUCUGAAGACACUGAAGGAACAGCCGGGUUGUUACAGAUUUGUCUCAGCCGCGAUAAUUCGUCUAAUGAAGAAUGAUACUUCCUGGCAUUCGGCUGCGACUUGUGCAAGAGCUAUGAAAUUUAUAUGCGAGAACCAUCCCGAGCACGGGGAAACGUUGGUACCGUUGCUGUCACAAAUAUUAAACCGUUCCACGGACACAUACGGAGGAACCGCAAGCGCGCUUGCUCUGAAAAGUAUUUCCGCGCUCUGUAAAGCUUCGGUGAUUGACAUUUCUUCAACGUGGCGGGUAUUAGCUCCAAAAAUGGAGAAAGAGAAACGUGCCAUUGUAUUGGAAAGCCUUUGUGAAUUGUUCGGUGAUGUCCCAUCGUAUCCGUCUUCUCUGCCCAUUGAAGAGUACGACCAACUGAUCUCUGACGUUGUAUCGAAUCUCUGGAAAUACGCGACUUGCAACGAUCCAAGAGUUAUCGAAUCCGCUUUAAAAGCUCUGGCUUCUUAUCGAUUAGAGCAAAUCUCUCUGGAAACAUUGCCGGCGAGCUUCCAGUCGCAUCUUAUUGUACAGGAGACACCCAUGGAUGCAACUGAGAAACCGAAAUACGCGUUUCCGUAUGUGCCUGGUACUUGUUGGAUAGAAAUGCUUAGGAAUAUUAACAAAGCAGCUUUAUCGAGCGCUGGGAAUCUCUUGAUUGCCUUCGUGAACGAGGAAGUGAAUUCUUUCCGAUCUGGAAUUUACGUUUGGCCCCAUGGGGAACCACAUAAUUUCAAGUACCUACCAGAGAAGAGCGUGAUAAGAGGGAUCGGUGAAUAUUUGAGACGCUCCGACAAACUGGAAUCCAGUAGUCGCUGUGUCAUUACAGAAUGCUUGAGAGUGUUCGCUCAUAAGUAUCCGAAACCGUUACCUAAUGUAGAUUGGAGUUUCCUAAAGAAUACUAUUGAUCUGUCACCUGAAGCUAAGAAGUACACGCUUUCCAUCGCAUGUCAUCACGCGAAGACAUCGUUGUCUGCGAAAUCUUUUGUGGAACAGUGUCUGUCAGCGUACACAUCAAUAACCGAUAUUGAUUUGAAUUUAAAAAGCGACGAGUACGCUGUAUGGUAUCAGAAUCUCGAUGAUCUGUGUCAAGCCGUACAACCGAGCACCAUAAAACCGUUUUUAGAAACUACAUUGGAAUAUGUUGUUGAGAAGAUAACAUUCGAUAACGAGCAUUUCAUAAACUUGUUUAUCAGUAUUAUGUCCUCGUAUGCUAGAACUUUAAGAAACGAAGAAGUGUACGAUGGGAAUUCCACGCUGUUGUCCGGUUUGCUGGAGAAACUUUUCGACAAGAUCGAUUUGACGCGUCAACAUUUACAGUCUUACGUUACAGCAGUUUUAGAAUUGCCAACGAAGCAUUUAGAAAUAAUAACGUCUCCUAGAACGUGGACCGAAAUAACAACUCAUAAAUUGAAAAAUGCUGUCGCGAUCAGGGCCGAGUUGGUUAUAAAGAAGUGUUCCGAGUUUUCGUUAAUGUGGUUGAACGAGCACAUCGAGGAAGCUGCAUCCGUGCCUAGCAUACAGGCGUAUUUUCUCGAAACUAUUCAAAGAAUGCACGCUGAAACGCGUUUUAAGAAAUCAAUUAUAAAUUGGGUAUUGGAUUUUAUGAUACAAAUUCAGAGACUGUUGUUAGAAUCGGUACAAGAUCACAGUAGGAAAGUACAAUUCUACUGCAGCGUUUUAUUUGUUUCUGUUAUCAGUUUGUCCGGCAUAGAUUGCAUUUUAGUGAAACAAGAUUUGUCGGUCUCGUCAGCGAAUAUCCGAAUUGAAUUAUUUCCUCGAGCUCUCGCAAUUCUGUCCGAUAGACAAGAGUGGAAGUAUGCGGUGCCACAGAUCAUGGAAUGGUUAAACUACAUGAGAACAAGUACUGUCUCUGAUGCAUACAAACUCACCUUUCAUCAUUCAUUAAUUAGCUUGAGACAUAAUCCAUAUUAUAAGGAUGUAUGGACCAAAUAUUUGUCAAUUAAAACUGAGUUAUAAAUAUAAAUUGUAUGCAAUGGAAGUUCGUGGAAUGUAAUGGAAAAGAAUACAUGUAAUCACACUUCAUAUAUAUGAUGGUUUUGAUAAUAUUAAACAGAUGUUUCACUGUUAUCCAAUGCCAUAACUGUCAAUGUGUUGGGUCUUGAUCCAGUUAAUAUAUGAUCUUCUGGCAGUUUCAUCCUAGGUUCUAGUAUGUUUCGUUUUGUUUCAACAUUCUUUUUUAUAGGUGUACGACUUGGACUAGAUUUUCUACUACUUGGAUAAGAUUUUAAUAAACGGGCUCUAAAAUACAAUUGUAUUUAAACUAGUAUGUAGUAACUUUUAAUUGUUUUCCUCCCUUAUUUUUCUAGUACUUACGCAUCCAUUAAUUUGAGAAACAAUCGAGUAUAUACUUGAUACUCUUCAUCUCCAAAUUCUGUUGGAUCAUGUCUAGCAUGCUCAUACAAGUCACAAAACUGAUGAAUUAAUCGUUGUCCACUUCCAUUCAAUGGAGUUGCUAAUGUAGAGAGUAGGUAAGCUCUUAGAUUUUCAGAUGGAUGUCUUUUGAGACAACUAUCAUACUUUGUAAUCUCGGCUUCUACGAGAAAAUUAGAUAAAAAUAUUAAGUAUCUACUUAUUCUACAAUUAUCGAUUUAUCGUAAUAAAUGUUAAAAUUACCUAAAACUCUGAUAUCAUCUACUGCUUUCAGUCUAUAAUAAUGUGGUGGAAUUUGAGUGCGAGGAGUCACAAUGAAUCGUGGAUCACUAAUAAGCUGUGGUUCAUAUUGAAUUCUUGGUAUUACUUCUAUCCGCCUUUCAAUUUCCUUCUUUAGCGACUAAAUAAAUGAAUGUUAUAAUUUUGACAACAACACAGUACAC
Messenger RNA from Nomia melanderi (Alkali bee), 5227 nucleotides. Its product is annotated as focadhesin. NCBI's taxonomy places the organism in Eukaryota, Metazoa, Arthropoda, Insecta, Hymenoptera, Halictidae. Gene Ontology annotation, biological process: regulation of post-transcriptional gene silencing. The record is from RefSeq and is a predicted model, not a curated record.